Molecule: messenger RNA, 615 nt
Organism: Schistocerca gregaria
Lineage: Eukaryota; Metazoa; Arthropoda; Insecta; Orthoptera; Acrididae
Product: translation initiation factor IF-2-like
Exons: 3
Coding region: 1-615 (204 amino acids)
Source: RefSeq, a predicted model, not a curated record
AUGAGGUUGCGAACUGGAGGCGGCGGGGGAAGGAGUCCUUGCCCCCGCGCCACACCCCACGCGCGCUGCCUGCUGACGGGAAUUAAUCGCCGGCCGGCCUGCAGCCUGGGGCGGGCGGCGCUGACUGGCUGCGCCCGCGUCUGCGGCCGCGCCGGCGACCUUGCUGCGCCGCAGCCAGAGCCAGACGGGCGGUGCGCCGCUGCGGGCCGUCACGACGCGCCCGCCUCACCACUCGCCGGCGCCGCUACCUGCCGGCUACAUUGUUGCGUCCCAGCCACGCUGCCAGUGCCACAAUAUUUUACCAUUUACGGCAGUCCCCCUGAGGGACGGCCGUGCCUCGCGAAGGCUGUCAGAAACCACCCUCGCCAGACACCCCACGGACAAAAGAAGGGACGGCAGCGGCGCAGUAAAUCUUUGAGGGAGACAAAGCCGGCGGGCGGGGGUGGCGAGGACGAGGAAGGUAAUUCCGAUAUCGGCUGCGGUGGCGGCGGCGGCGGCGGCGGCGGCGGCGGCGGCGGCGGCGAAGUUGAUUCAGUGGGCGGCGGAGCGGCCCCUCGCCGUCUGCAAAGUUUGGCAGACAGGCGGGACGGGAGAGGCGCAGGCGGGCGGGCUUAA